AGAGGUUCAUGAAAAGAAACAAUUGUUGGUGUUUUAUAUUCAAAUUAUCUGGCAACCACUCCCAGUGAAGGGUCCAGUUUCCGGUGGCACCCACCGCCGCUGCUUUGGAUCCCUCUUCUACUUUAAUCCGUCUAGGGUUCCGUUUUUGUGGAUUUCCUUUUUUCGGUUUGAUUUUGUUUCAAUUCUCCGGUGGUUCAGCAUUUUUGCGGCUGGAUUAACUGCUCUGAUUAGCUUUGGUAUAAUUUGUGGAUGGGAUCGAAGCCGUGGCUGUAUCCGGCGCCGGCCUACCGAAAUUUGGAAAGCUUCUGGGACACUGAUGACGACGCGCCGGGGCCGCGCUGUGGUCAUACCCUCACCGCCGUCGCCGCCACUAAAACCCAGGGACCCCGCCUCAUUCUGUUCGGCGGCGCUACCGCAAUUGAGAGCGGCAGCGGAGGCGCUCCUGGCAUUCGGCUAGCUGGAGUGACGAAUUGUAUUCAUUCGUACGAUGUUCUUACUAGAAAAUGGACCAGACUUCGACCAGCGGGUGAGCCACCAUCGCCUAGGGCUGCACACGCGGCAGCAGCUGUUGGCAGCAUGGUGGUGUUUCAGGGUGGCAUAGGUCCUGCAGGGCAUUCAACAGACGACCUGUAUGUGCUCGAUCUGACAAAUGACAAGUUUAAGUGGCAUCGAGUUGUAGUUCAAGGACAGGGCCCGGGGCCUAGAUACGGCCAUGUCAUGGACUUGGUUGCACAGCGAUAUCUUGUUACUGUUAGUGGCAAUGAUGGUAAAAGAGUGUUAUCAGAUGCUUGGGUUUUGGACACUGCACAGAAACCAUAUGUGUGGCAGAGGCUUAAUCCAGAAGGCGAUAGACCUUCUGCUAGAAUGUAAGUUAUCUAAUUGAAU
Molecule: messenger RNA, 885 nt
Organism: Erythranthe guttata (spotted monkey flower)
Lineage: Eukaryota; Viridiplantae; Streptophyta; Magnoliopsida; Lamiales; Phrymaceae
Source: RefSeq, a predicted model, not a curated record